AAAUAGAAAACAACAUAUCCCAGAGUCCUUAGCGCCAUCACGGCGGUUCCGUAUUCGAAACUGCUAAAGGCGAAAGAGUGAGCAGGAGCUGUAGUCGGUCAAUAGUGUUUAGGAAAAUAAGAAUUAGAAAAAGAAAUUUCCUGACAUAAUGACAGAUAGGAAACCGUGUAAGGUGUGUAAUUUCACACGGCAAAAGUCGUAUGGGUUGGUGGUUCCUUCCCUCGAUGAGCUGAAGACAAAAGGGUGUGAGUUUCUUGGGUUCACCCCCAGUGACCCGGUCAAAGUGGUCUUAGAGGAUGAUGGGACGAUAGUGGAGGAUGAUGCCUACUUUUUGUGUUUGCCCAUAAACACAAAGUUCAUGCUGCUGCAUGAAAAAGAGACAUGGUCUCCAGGUCGCAGGAUUGAUGGUGGUACUGCCUGGAUGGCCAGGGAGUCUAUGCUGCUGGAGACUGAUGCUGUGGACAGCUCCAGUGCUGUAGCACCAUGGUGGGAUCUGGCUCAGCAGCUGAAGCUGGACCUGGCCAGCAUCAUCCUCAUGUCUGAAGCAGACUUACAGACCUUAGUGGAUGCCCCAUGCCCUGAGCUAGCCUCUGCUCUGGGCUUCCAAGAGAAGAAAGCUGAGAACCUCCAGGAGACAUUGCAGAGGGUUUUGGACCGUAGGGAGGAACAGAGGCAGUCCAAGGAGUUGCUCCAGCUCUACCUCAAAGCUGUAGAGAAAGAGGAUGGGCAGCAGACAGAGCCAAGCCAGCCCAGCCUGGAAGGGGCUGGAGACGUGGACAUGCCGGACGGGAUGGAGGUGGACUCGGUGUCUGGAUUCAUGUCCAGGACACUGAUGGUCCUGAAAGGCAAAACAAGCCCAGAGACCAGACUAUCAACUGGAGAUCUGCAGAUGGUAGUGACCAGAGGGGUGGAAGCUAUGGAGCCGGUACUUGGCUGGGACAGAGAGAGGACGUCGGCACUUCUGCAAGCCUGCGAAGCCGAGCUGACCAGACGUCUUCAGCAGGUUCAGGCCAUGCAGUCCAUCAGGAGCAGCACGCAGCCAGACAGCAGCCAGCAGUCCAACGAGAAGAGCGCAGAGGAGAGAGAGGAAGCCCAAGGCCCGAGCAACUAGGCCGAGGCUUCACCCGAGCAGAGACUGAUAAGAAUUCACACUGCCUGCCUCAGGGUCAGUAGAAUGGGAUUAAUCCCGUGUUACCGAUAAUAUCCAUGAUUAUGGAAUCCAUGAAUGCUGAUGAUGUUGACGUUUGCGUCAUCUUUGCAUCAACUUGCAAACCACUUGAAUGCUUUUGCCUCAAGAGGAGGCACAGUGAUUUGCACAAGUCAUGUUUAUCAAAGACAUUUUGCAGUAACCACUGGAAUCAACUCUCUACUGGCUCCUUAUUUUGAUGAGAGCCAUGCUGUGAAAAUAACCCCAGAUAAACAUAAGGUUUUCUAUAUAUUGUUGCUCUUGAAUCAGCUUCUCAGUAUUGUUGUCGUACUGUCUGCUGCCCCUAAAACACUGCCAAUUAAAACAGACAUUAUGCACUGAGUUUUAUUUCAGGAUUUUAGUCUAAAUAUAGGUAAAAAUAUACUUUAGCUAAGAACUUUGUGGAUUACUUUGUAUCUGCUGACAAUAAUUACCAUAUUGUGCACUAUAUUUACUGUCCACUAUGUUUACAUUCAUCCACUAAUGCCCACUAAAAAUUCCACAACUGGAACAAAAAAAGUAGUAUCUAUGGUAUGUAUGCUACUUUUUCCUGACAAUCCCACAUUGCUGUUCCGCAUUGGCUUCACUUCUCAGGCCCAGAACUACCAGCUUGAUUGCUGGUAAGUGAUUAGUAAGUGUCUGAAAUAUCAAUUUGCUGUUCAUUAUUGAGUCAUUUAUUGUAUGUCUAUGAUGUAGGGAGAGAAUAAGGGAGUGAUUUGGAGGUAUAGGGGGUCUUUAGGGAAGUUAGAUGUAGCACUGUGUUAUUUUAUGUCAUCUUGUCAUCUCCUGCAAAAAGAAAUAAGUGUUAUGUUCACACUACUGUUUCCAUAGUUUUUACCUUUUUUUUUUUUUUACCUAGUUUUAAAGUCCAUGAGCAUACUGUCAAUGUCAAGAAAUGUCUUACGAGGGAUGAAAACUCAAAAUAUUUUCUAAAAAGAGGUUCUCCUAUAGCUGUUGAAGAUCUAUCAGUUUGGUGGUUGAUCAGUAAUUAUGAAUAUACUAUUGACUUACGCCACAGUCUACAAUUGUGGCGUAAGUCAAUAAUCUACACAAUUUUGUGUACCUCAGUGUGAAAUGUCAUCAUUACCUGAUCUGUGACCAUUAAGGGAAUCUCUACAUGGAAGAGUGAGUGGUAGAAAUACCUUUUUGAACCGUGAU
This is a messenger RNA of Thunnus maccoyii (southern bluefin tuna), 2344 nucleotides long. It is a transcript of the gene dffa, whose product is annotated as DNA fragmentation factor, alpha polypeptide. The coding region runs from base 149 to 1111 and encodes 320 amino acids. The transcript is spliced from 6 exons. The record is from RefSeq and is a predicted model, not a curated record. Gene Ontology annotation, biological process: regulation of apoptotic process; apoptotic process. NCBI's taxonomy places the organism in Eukaryota, Metazoa, Chordata, Actinopteri, Scombriformes, Scombridae.